CUACUAUAUAUAAAUGACAGAAGAAUGUGUGCUUCCACAACGAAAAUGUGGUUUCUCAGAAUUUUGUUUGCGUUUAUACUAGUUGUGCGAGUAAAGGGCGUGGUAAAAAAUUCUCAAGACUGUAAUAUACCAGCCAUAUACAACUUUGGUGACUCAAACUCGGAUACUGGUGGCAGUUCAGCUGCUUUCAGUCCAGCUGGCCCGCCCACGGGAGAAACAUACUUCGGCAUACCUACCGGUAGGGCCAGUGAUGGCCGCCUUAUCAUAGACUUCAUCGCUGAGAGUUUGGGGCUACCUUUCUUGAGUGCCUACUUAAAUUCUAUUAAGGCAAAUUUCGAGUAUGGGGCAAACUUUGCAACUGGAGGCGCAACCAUCAGGCGUUUAAAUGAGUCAUGGUUCCAGCAUGGAGUAAGCCCCUUUUCACUUGAUGUCCAGGUGGAACAGUUUGAUCAGUUUAAGACAAGAACAACUUACUUUUACACUCAAGCCAAAAAUGAGUCAGAUAAAAGCAAUCUCCCUAAUCCAGAUGACUUCUCUAAAGCUCUCUACAUUAUUGAUAUCGGACAAAAUGAUCUCGGGGCUUGUUUUAGAUCAUUAACCAAUCCCCAAUGUAUAGCCACCUUCCCAGACAUAAUACAGGACUUUGCUACAGCAGUCCAGAAACUGUAUGAUAAAGGGGCAAGAGCAUUCUGGAUUCAUAACACAGGCCCUUUUGGCUGUUUGCCUAUUUCCACUACAAAUCACCCAAAUCCAGAGCCGGGAUACUUUGAUGAAAUUGGCUGUAGAAAAGAUCAGAAUGAUGUUGCCAUAGAAUUCAAUAAGCAGCUCAAAGAUAAAAUAAUCCAACUAAGAACUGAGCUUUCAGAUGCUGCAUUGACACAUGUAGAUAUGUAUGCUGCCAAGCAUCAGUUAAUCAGCAAUGCAAAGAAUCAAGGAUUCGAGGAUGCAUUAAGCUAUUGCUGUGGAUAUCACAAAAAUGGUGUUGACAUCUGGUGUGGUAACACAGGAACUGUAAAUGGUACAGUUGUAAGUGCUGAUUCUUGUCCAGACCCUUCAAAAGUCAUCAGCUGGGAUGCAGUACACUACACUGACGCUGCAAAUUAUUGGAUUGCUAAUCACAUUAUAGAUGGUUCAUUUUCAGAUCCUCCAGUCUCAAUCAGCCAAGCAUGUAGUAAAAGUAUUAAUAUGUGACACUAUCCUAUAUAUAAUCUAAUAGCAAUGUGUUUUCAAGAAAUAGGAAAAGGAACUACCACUUAUUUCAUUUAAAAAUUACAUCUUGUUCGUAGUAAUGACAAUAAAGUCGGUUCUUGAUCA
Daucus carota subsp. sativus is the source of this 1314-nucleotide messenger RNA. RefSeq names its product GDSL esterase/lipase At5g14450-like. The transcript is spliced from 5 exons. Lineage: Eukaryota; Viridiplantae; Streptophyta; Magnoliopsida; Apiales; Apiaceae. The coding region runs from base 25 to 1191 and encodes 388 amino acids. Gene Ontology annotation, molecular function: hydrolase activity, acting on ester bonds. The record is from RefSeq and is a predicted model, not a curated record.